AUGCGCCGCCUCGCAAUCGCCGGGGUGGUAACAACAGUCGCCGCCUGGUACAUCACGCGCCGUCGCCGCCGGCGCCGCAAGCUGCCGCGGCUGCGCACGGCGAUUCCCGGCCCGAAAUCGCAAGCGCUGAUCACGCGCCUCGCGUCGCACGAGUGCCCGGCGAUCACGGCGCGGCGCGCGCGGCGCGCGGACGCGCUCGGCGCGGCCGCGACGGACCCCAUCGUCUGGGCCUCCGCGUCCGGCGCGAUCGUCGUCGACGCGGACGGCAACGAGUUCCUCGACGUCACGAGCGGCUUCGGCGUCGCGAACCUGGGCCACGCGGCGCCCGCGGUCGUCGCCGCGGCGCGGCGCAUGCUCGACCGGCCGCUGGUCCACGCCAUGGGCGACGCCUUCGCCGACGAAUCGCGCGUCGAGCUCCUCGAGGCGCUCGCGUCGUUCCUGCCCGGCUUGCCCAAGGGCAUCCUGGGCUGCUCGGGCGCCGACGCGGUCCAGGCGGCGAUCAAGACGGCGACGCUCGCGACGGGCCGCGCCGGCGUGCUCGCGUUCGGCGGCGGCUACCACGGCCUCGGCCACGGCGCGCUCGCGGCGACGGCCUACCACGCACCGUCGUUCCGCGCGCCCUUCGAGGCACAGCUCGGCGCGCACGUGACCUUUUCGGAGUUCGGAGGCGCCGUCCCGUCGCUCCGCGACGUCGGCUGCGUGAUCGUGGAGCCGAUCCAGGGCCGCGGCGGCAUCCGCGAGCCGCCGGCGGGCUGGCUCGAGGAGCUCCGCGCCAAGUGCGACGCCGAGGGCGCGCUGCUCGUCUACGACGAGGUCUACUCGGGCUUCGGGCGCACGGGCGCCUGGUUCGCCUUCGAGGCGCUCGGCGCGCCGCCGCCCGACCUCAUCUGCCUCGGCAAGGCCAUGGCGGGCGGCUUCCCCAUCUCCGUGUGCCUCGGCACGCGCGCGGCCAUGGACGCCUGGGGCGCGUCGCGCGGCGAGGCGCUCCACACGCAGACGUUCCUCGGCAACCCCCUCGGCUGCGCCAUGGCCCGCGCGAGCCUGCGGGAGCUCCGGCGCGUCGACGCGCCGGCGCUCGCGGAGCGACGCGGCGCCGAGCUCCGGGCGCUCCUCGCGGCGCGCGGCCUCGGGCCCGUGCGCGGCCGCGGGCUCAUGCUCGCCGUCGACGUGCCGGACCCGCUCCGCGCGAUGGCCGGCCUCCUGCGCCGCGGCGUCCUCGCGCUCCCCGUCGGCGAGGGCGCGGACUUCGCCCUCGGGCUCGUGCCGCCGCUCACGAUCGACAGCGACCAGCUCGCGUUCGUCGCCGACGCGCUCGCCGCGGAGUUCCCCCGCGAGGCCGGGCCCGCGCGCGAGCUCGCCGUCCCGGAGGAGGACGAGGUCGCGGGGCGGUAA
Aureococcus anophagefferens is the source of this 1392-nucleotide messenger RNA. RefSeq names its product ornithine aminotransferase, rocD2 (gene rocD2). The transcript has a single exon. The record is from RefSeq and is a predicted model, not a curated record. Lineage: Eukaryota; Pelagophyceae; Pelagomonadales; Pelagomonadaceae. Bases 1 to 1392 code for a protein of 463 amino acids. Gene Ontology annotation, molecular function: transaminase activity; pyridoxal phosphate binding; identical protein binding.